Messenger RNA from Raphanus sativus (radish), 1420 nucleotides. RefSeq lists its product as uncharacterized. The coding region runs from base 204 to 1289 and encodes 361 amino acids. NCBI's taxonomy places the organism in Eukaryota, Viridiplantae, Streptophyta, Magnoliopsida, Brassicales, Brassicaceae. The record is from RefSeq and is a predicted model, not a curated record. Gene Ontology annotation, molecular function: triacylglycerol lipase activity. The transcript is spliced from 7 exons. Gene Ontology annotation, biological process: lipid homeostasis; triglyceride catabolic process. Gene Ontology annotation, cellular component: membrane; lipid droplet; cytoplasm.
AGCAUUUGAUCUAAUUAAAGAGUCGGUGUUUGUUGUUCGUAAAAGAUAUAUUCUGUAAAAUUUGCAUUUAUAAGGCAACCAAAUUAGCCACGAAACCUCGGUUACGCUCAUCCUCACGACUCUCUUGUUAGCUGCGACUGCGAUGAUCAAAUUCUCAACUUUCGAAAUUGCGAAACAAUAGUCAGAGUGUGACCCUUCACUCCAUGGCGAUCUCUCUUCUUCCCAGACCCUUCAUCUCGCUCCGUACAAGCAAAAGCUUCAACCUUUCACCCAGGGUUCUCUCCCUUAGGCUAUCAUGUUCUUCGAAUAUUCCAGAGAAGAGAUCAUUCGCUGUUGCAACCGGUGAGAAGUUCAUCGGACUCGCCUCGAGGCUUUUGAAGAGGUCCAAUCAACGGACGCCUGAGGUCGAUGAUGAAGGAGAUAGAAUAGGAGGAACAGUAAUCGAAGAUGAGGUUGAUCCAGCGAUGAUAUGGGAACAAAGGGUUAAAGACGUAGAGGCUGAGAAAGAGAGGAGGGUCAUUACUACAAGCCCUGGUUUUAGCUUCUCUGCCGCUGGUCUCUUGUUCCCUUAUCAUCUUGGUGUUGCUCAGCUUCUCAUCGAGAAGGGUUACAUCAAGGACACUACUCCUUUGGCAGGAGCUUCUGCUGGUGCUGUAGUCUGUGCUGUGAUAACCUCAGGAUCCUCUAUGUGGGAAGCCCUUGAAGCUACCAAGGUUCUUGCUGAUGAUUGUCGACGCAAUGGCACCGCUUUUCGUCUUGGGGCUGUCCUCAGAGAGUCUAUGGAGAAAUUACUCCCGGAUGAUAUUCAUACUAGGUGUAAUGGCAGAGUUCGUGUUGCCGUCACACAGGUGUUAUGGAGACCUAGAGGUUUACUGGUGGAUCAAUUCGACUCCAAAAGUGACCUUAUAAAUGCUGUUUUUACAUCUUCCUUUAUUCCAGGAUAUCUUGCACCAAGGCCUGUAACAAUGUUCCGUAAUCGAGUUUGUGUUGAUGGAGGUUUGACAUUGUUUAUGCCACCAACUGCUGCUACUAAAACAGUUCGGGUUUGUGCGUUUUCCGCUAGUAGCUUCAAACUAAAGGGUAUUGGGAUCAGCCCAGAUUGCAACCCUCUAAACAGGGCAACCGCAAGACAGCUAUUGCAAUGGGCAUUGGAGCCAGCAGAGGACGAGGUGUUGGAUAAGUUGUUUGAGCUAGGAUACGCGGAUGCAGCUACGUGGUCUGAGAUGAAUCCAGUGGAGGAACUGGUCUACGAUGAUACUCCUGCAGCUCAAGGGAUUCAAGCUAGUUAGUAAAUACAAGAACUCAGUACUUAAUUUGUUUUAACUAAAAACAGUAUGUUUAUUAAUAGUUUUCCCACAAGGAGAGACUUUUGUACUCAAAACAAAAUCCAAUGGUAGAUAGGAGUUCAACGUUUCUUUUA